Molecule: messenger RNA, 933 nt
Organism: Caenorhabditis bovis
Lineage: Eukaryota; Metazoa; Nematoda; Chromadorea; Rhabditida; Rhabditidae
Source: the annotation of a GenBank genome assembly
AUGGCGAAUCGACGGCAAUCGGCGCCCACGCGGGCCCAACAACGCGUCUAUCGUCAAUCGCAAAUCCGGUACGCGCCGGGCGCUGGCGGCGAAUCGGAGAUCAGCUGCUGUGUGAAAUACUCGGUGUUCGGAUUCAAUGUGAUAUUCUUCAUUUUAGGAACUGCAUUAUUAUUGGUUGGAAUUUGGGCGCAAAUCGAGAAAAAUAAUAUUUAUAGUCAUCUGAAUAAGGCAUCGAAAUUGUACCUCGACCCGACGUGGUCGGUGAUUGUUGUUGGAUCCCUGACGUUUCUCAUAGGAUUCAGCGGAUGCGUCGGCUCGUUGCGCGAGAACACCUCGUUCCUCACCUUCUACUCGACACUUCUCGGUUUGUUGCUGAUUGCCGAACUUGCCGCGGCGGGAUUCGCGUACGCGUGUCGAGACCAACUCGACACAUAUGUGAGAAAUCUACUCAAUGAUGUGAUUGUCGGCUAUCGCGAUGAUCCCGACCUUCAAGUGCUGAUCGACACGAUGCAGGAGAACUGGAAAUGUUGCGGAAUCAACGGCGCCGACGAUUGGGAUCGCAACACGUACUUCUCGAUUGCCGCUCGCGACGUCGCGUCUCCAGAAGCCGGCGGAGUGCCGUUCUCGUGUUGCGUCAACAGCAGCGAAGUGUCGUUCAAGAAUUUCUAUUGCGGACACGGUGUUCGACUCAAGACUGAUAGUAAUAAUCAAAUGACGGCGCGUUUGGCUUCUCAACGGGUUCUCGCCCAAAUCGAUUCGAUUUAUACCGAAGGAUGUCUGCCCAAAUUACAAUUAUGGCUUACUAACAACAUAUUCAUUGUGAUGAUUAUCAUGGUGAUUGUCGCAAUUAUACAGAUUCUCGGCAUUUGUUUCGCUCAAAACUUGAAAAGUGACAUUUUCGCGCAACGGGCCAAAUGGUAUUACACGCAUUGA